Molecule: messenger RNA, 828 nt
Organism: Auxenochlorella protothecoides
Lineage: Eukaryota; Viridiplantae; Chlorophyta; Trebouxiophyceae; Chlorellales; Chlorellaceae
Exons: 5
Coding region: 1-828 (275 amino acids)
Source: RefSeq, a predicted model, not a curated record
AUGCCGACACCCCAGUCUUCCCCCAGCAAGACCACGCAGAAGGUGCUGUCACGAAAGACAUGGAAGCGAAUCGCGGUCUCGCUUAGACUCUUGGCCGUGCUCCAGAUCCUGUCGGGGGUCAGCAUGAUCGUGCUCGCGAUCGUUCUGCAAUGGCCUCCGGGAGAUGCCCUUACCCUGGGACUGUGGAUAAUCGGAGGCUUCACCAUCGUAGCUGCUGUCUUUGGAUUCAUUGGAUCUGCGCGUGUGCGGUGCUGCCUGGGCCUGCACGCCGUCCUGAGCGUCAUUGCAGGGUUGGGGCACCUGGGCCUCGUCAUCUACCUUUUCGUCGACCCAGCCGGGGCUGUCCAGAAGCUGCAGGACUAUGCCAUCGACAAGGGCCAUGCCCCCAGGUCCUCCCUGGAGAAGGCGGUGAGCAUCGGGCGCUGGGUCCUGCUGGGCCUGCUGUCCCUGCAGGCCAUCGCCGUCAUCUUUGCCCUGGUGGUGCGGCGGGUGCUGCGCCGCCGCGCCUACGAGGAGUUCAAGGACGUGGAGGCGCCGUCCCAGCAGGACCGCCGUGCGCAGCGCGAGGCCGACAUGCAAGACCUGCGGGAGAAGAUCGCCACGGUCGCGGCCGCAAACCGCGCCGAGCUCAUGGGGGCCGAGGACGGGAACCUCGCCGCCGUGGACCCCCGCACCUCUGCCGUGGCUCCGCAGGCGGGCGGUGCCCCUGCCCCACUCUCCCGGCCCAUAUCUGCCUGGACGUCAGAGCAGCAUGCCGAACCUCGUCCGCCCAACUUCAAGCCCAGCUGGACCAGGUCAGCUGCGGCUGCCGCGGCGCAGACAGAGUAG